Molecule: messenger RNA, 1240 nt
Organism: Cylicocyclus nassatus
Lineage: Eukaryota; Metazoa; Nematoda; Chromadorea; Rhabditida; Strongylidae
Source: the annotation of a GenBank genome assembly
GGCACUAGUGGUGGUGCUGUGGUAGUGCUGGUGGUGCCAAACACCGAAAGCACACUUGCACCUGGCAAUCAUGCGUGGUGGUGGGAUCACGUUCUCGAAAUUUCACUACAAAUUUCCUAGGAAACCCAGACCGACAGAGAAAUCGGAGAUGCAAGCGACGAUCCAUCCGUCGGCAUCGUUCGAUGAAGAACGAGCCGCAGAAUCGCUCGAACGAGCGAUGAGAGGAUAUGGGACGGACAAACAGCGUGUAGUCGAUAUUCUCGUCAAAUGUAAUAAUGCUCAACGUCAAAUGAUACGCACCCCGUACAAGACGCGCUAUGGUAAAGAUCUCGAAGCUGAGCUAAAGAGGGAACUUUCUGGAGAUCUCGAAGAUGUAAUCAUUGCCUUGAUGCAAACACCAACAAAACGAGACGUCAUGGAUUUGCAUAAAGCUGUAAAAGGAUUUGGCACAAACGAACGAGUAUUGAUUGAAAUUCUAUCGUCUCGAACAAAUGAAGAAAUCCAAGCUAUACGGAACACUUAUUACACAACUUUUGACCGAUCAUUGGAAGAAGCAAUCUCUGGCGAUACUUCUGGAGAUUUUCGCCGACUAUUGAUGAUACUUAUACAGGGCAAUCGUGACGAGAGCAGCAUUGGCGAAUAUCACAAAGCUGUACAGGAAGCACACAACAUUUUGAGAUGUUCUGACAGGAGAGGCUCUGCUGACAAAUUUGAUGCAUACAAAGUGCUGGCCACAUCGAAUGCAAAUCACGUUGGUUAUUUGAUCUCGGAAUUCGAAAGCGUUGCUGGAUAUCCCAUUGAAAAAGCGAUCGAGAAGGAUUUCAACGGUGACACGAAGAAUCUGCUGUUGGCCCUCGUGAUGGUCGCUCAAAGCAAACCAAAAUACUUUGCCCAUCAGAUCUACAGUGCUACCAAGGGAAUCAACACCCGUGACAAGGAUUUGAUCCGUGUUUUGGUUUCCCGAGCAGAAAUUGACCUGGGAGCUAUUCAGUCGGAAUAUGAGAGACUCUUCAAUAAAUCGCUUUUGCAGGUGAUCCGCGAUGAAUGCAAAGGUGCGUAUCGAGAUGCACUGACAAGUAUUGUGAAAGGAAACAGAAGCUACACUUACGUAAACUAACGUCACCAUCAACAUACAUCAUCUAACACGAAAUUCACUUAUGUAGACAUAUUGUAUGCGCUUUUAUCGAUUCUUUCUGAGCAUUUGCCUUUCAUGUUUUAUGUAGAGAAGAAUAAAUCGUUG